AUGUCGUCAUCUCGUACCCAGGCUGCCCCAAGCCCAGGGGAUGCUUCAACAACCAAAUGGACUACCAUCUAUCAGCUGGUCAUGACGCCCAUUAUCUUCGUCUCUUUCCUGGUCUCACUAGCUUGGGUUGACUUCCGCUACUCCAUCAUGCGGUCACAUAGCCACUCCGAGGAACCCAGCCAGCUGCCCCGAUGGCUUCAUCGCAUCACAUACCGAGAGGCCCCAUACAAGUAUGUCAAGGUCGAUGCGUCUCACUCAAAGCCUCCGACAGGAAGCAGUGAAGGGACCAGGUGGUACUACCACAGCAAGCAGCGGAAGCUCAUGAAGAUGGAGGCCGAUGACGCCUUUCAGAUUCGAGGGACAGUGCUGGUAGCCCUAGGCUUACUAGCCGUCGCGGCCGCAUGGGCUGUCUCGUGGGUAGGCCGGUGGCUCUGGGCGAUUGGCAUGGCGAAGCUCGGCUGA
Diaporthe amygdali is the source of this 462-nucleotide messenger RNA. RefSeq lists its product as uncharacterized. Lineage: Eukaryota; Fungi; Ascomycota; Sordariomycetes; Diaporthales; Diaporthaceae. The coding region runs from base 1 to 462 and encodes 153 amino acids. The transcript has 2 exons. The record is from RefSeq and is a predicted model, not a curated record.